GUGGCGAGCACCGGUCCACGGGCCUCGAGCCCCCCCGGGCGGAGCGGUUGAGCUUCUCGCACUUCUUCUGCAACCCGGGCGAAGCACGGGCCGACGCGGAGCGGCUGCGCGCCAGCGGCCGCACGGUGGUGCUGUGCUCCGAGCGCGGCGGCCGCAUGGACACCUGCGGGCUCGUCGGGGCCCUGCUCUCGGACGUCUUCGGCUUCGCGGAGGGCCGCGUCACCAGGCUGGAGGGGGGCAUGGAGGCCUGGAGCCGCUGCAUGGCCACCAGGGGCGACGUCGCCCGCGCGGUGGAGCCCCUGUCGGUGAGGCUGGAGCGGCGCCGCAGGGCGACGAUGGAGCAGACAUCCACCAGCGCGUCGGCGGAGGGGCAGGCUGCCAGCUCCGGAUCGCCGCGCGCGGGCGCUGCCCGAGGCCAGGAGCAGAAUUCGUCCACCGCGGCGGCAGCGGGGCCGGCUGCCGAUGCGGGGGGCUCGUGCGCGGGCGCUGUGCGAGGCCACGGGCAGGGCUCGGUCUGCGCCGCGGCGGGGGGGCCGAUUGCCGGUCCCGGAGCGCCGUGCGCGGGCGACGCGCAGGGCUGGGAGGAGACCUCGUCUUCCGCGGCGGCGGAGGGGCAGGCCGCCGGUCCUGCAGGGCUGCGUGCGGGCGGCGUGCCAGGCCAGGAGCCGAAGCUGCCCUCCGCGGCAGCAGGCGGGCCGGGAGGACCCGGCGCGGGCGACGUGCGGGGCCAGGGGCAGGACUCGCAGCGAGCUGCAGCGGAGGCGCCGGCUGCCAGCUCGGGAGGGCUGCGCGGGGGCGGCGCGGGAGGCGAGGAGCAGCAGCGGCCCCUCGCGGAGGCAGAGGAGCGGGCGGCCAGCUCCGCGCGGCCGUGCGCGGGGGGUCCACGGGGGCCGGGAGCAGAGUCCUCGGCCCGCACGGCACGCCCGGGAGGGUGCGCGGAUGGCAGGAGCUCAGGCCAGGGCGGCGCCCCGGCGGGUGUAGGGGACACACCUUCCGGAGGCGUCGCGUGCAAGUUUGCAGGGGGCCGCGCGGGCGGCGCCUGAAAAAGGGGGCGGCGCCUGGCGGAUGCAGGGGCUUGGCAUCGCCACUCGGACGUGUGCAUUCUUCC
This is a messenger RNA of Prorocentrum cordatum, 1108 nucleotides long. Lineage: Eukaryota; Dinophyceae; Prorocentrales; Prorocentraceae. The record is from the annotation of a GenBank genome assembly.